AUGACCGACCAGGCCUUACUGAGAAACUGUAGCCACAAGCCCCGGGUCUUCGUCACAUCGGAUAUUGGCAACGACCCCGACGACAACGAGAGUCUGGUCAGACUUCUUCUUUACGGCAAUGAAUUAGACAUCCAAGGUCUUGUCCCAUGUACUUCAGCAUGGAUGAGAUCUAGCGUGCAUCCAGAGGAAAUGGAGAAAAUCGUUGAAGCAUUUGGAAAGGUCAGGGACAAUCUGAACGCUCAUGUCCACCCCGACAACCAAUAUCCCACUGCCAGCUACCUACAGUCUGUCGUCAAAUCUGGCCCGGCGCUAUACGGCAGAGAGGCUCUUGCUCUAGAAGUCCCUCUAAGCCCAGGAGCUGAACUGCUUGUCAGCGCUUUGGAUGCGUCCAAUGAACCACUCUGGUUCCUCGGCUGGGGCGGUACCAAUGUGCUUGCUCAGGCCCUCCAGCACGCACAUCAAUCCAAGACGGAGACUGAGGCACAGAAGCUUCGAGCAAAGCUCCGGGUAUACACAAUCAGCGACCAAGACGAUACAGGCCUCUGGAUUAGAGUUACCUAUCCCGAUAUCUUCUACAUCUGCUCUACUACUGGCUGGAACGAGUACCGCCUCGCGACCUGGUCUGGUAUCGCCGGUGACCUAUCGCAGCCAAUGGACGAGGGAGGACCCGACAUCGCCAAGGUGACCCAGGGAUGGCUGAAAGAACACAUCCAGAUCGGCCCUCUCGGCCAAGUCUACCCAGACUUUGUGUUCUCGAUGGAAGGAGACAGCCCAACAUUCCUACACCUCAUCCAGAAUGGCCUUGGUUCGCCAGACCAUCCCCACUGGGGCAGCUGGGGAGGCCGCUACGUGCUCGUCGAUAUCGGCGAAGCAGCGAAGCACUACGCAGAUGCUCGUGAUCUAGUGAUAGGCAAGAAUGGCCGCAAAUUCCAGUCGAACUACGCCACCAUCUGGCGCUGGAGAGAUGCAUACCAGAACGACUUUGCUGCGCGCAUGCAGUGGACCCUUCAUGGUGAUCGGUCCAGGGCGAACCACGCGCCGACGGUCAUCAUCAACGACAGUGGACCUGGGCCGGAACCAUAUUUUAUCAGUGCGGAGGUCGACUCCGAGGUGCUGCUUGACGCCGGCCAGACGUAUGACCCUGACGGCGACGAUUUGACGUUCCGAUGGUUUCAGUACAAGGAGCCGACAAAAUCCCAUUCCCUCAUCUACUGGCCCAAGGUACCGGAUCUGCUGGUCAAAGCCCAGGAUCCUUCAGGCGCCAUUGUGCGCGUCCAGAUGCCGCCCGCCAAUUGCUCCGCCGUAAAUGUUCUCACGGGGGAGGCAGUCGAGCGGGGGCAGACUCUUCACCUUAUUCUAGAGGUCAAGGACAAUGGAAGCCCGAGCUUGGUCACGUACAAACGUGUGGUGCUACAGGUGACGAAUGCUGGGUUGCAAGGAGCCAGGAAGGCCUAUCGUACAAUGACAGAGGCGCUGGAGGCUUUCAACAUGUAG
Molecule: messenger RNA, 1494 nt
Organism: Fusarium falciforme
Lineage: Eukaryota; Fungi; Ascomycota; Sordariomycetes; Hypocreales; Nectriaceae
Exons: 1
Coding region: 1-1494 (497 amino acids)
Molecular function (GO): hydrolase activity, hydrolyzing N-glycosyl compounds
Source: RefSeq, a predicted model, not a curated record